AUGACGCUCCGCCUCAGCGCCACCGCGUGGGCGGAGGCCCUGCCCCCCGGCACGAACCCUCUUCGCCGCCGCGUGCGCCACUCGCUUUCACACGCCUCGCAGUCGGAGUUCGACGACGUCGUCAUUUCCAAGAAAGUUUUGGCGGAUCGGUGCCUCGACAAGACUCCAGCGUUUACUUGCCACCUGCAGUCCACCGCCUCGGAGGCGUCGUCCUCGCGGUCGUCCUCGCCGGAACGGGACGGGGGCUACGCAGAGGGACGCGGCAGGCGCCACGUCUCCUGCGGGCGCACGCGGGCCUCCUCGCGGUCUCCUGGCCCCGCGUCGCGGCCGCCUCAGACCCGCCGGAAGAGCCUCGCGGCGCAGCGCGCGGAGAAGGAAGCCGAGCGUGAGCGCGAGGCGCGGCGGGAGGAACGGCGUCAGAAGAAGCUGGAGCGGAAGGCGAAGGAGGAGGCGAACCAUUUGGCCUUCAUCCGAGAGAGACAGGCCCGCCUGAAUCGCGUCUGGCCUCCGCCACGGGCGGAAGUCUUCAUCAUCGGACAGAAGCAGGGUCCCACUGCGCGCCGAGAGAUUCAGCUGUUUCUCGACGAGAAUUAUGAGGCCGCAGCAGAGUUCCAUCAGAUUCACUCGCUGGACUACCUUUACCGGCUGACGACGGCGCUGCAUCCCAAGCCGCCUCCUGUCGUCUUGAAGCCCCCGCCUCCUGUGGAGAAACCCAAGCCCCCGCCUCCUGUGGAGAAACCCAAGCCCCCGCCUCCUGUUGAGAAGCCGAAGCCUCCGCCUGUUGCGAAAGCCGAGAAAGUUGAAGCGCCUCCGCCCCCCCCUCCGCCCCCCCCUCCGCCCCCCCCUCCGCCCCCCCCUUCUGCCCCGCUUCCUCCCCCCCUUCUGCCCCGCCUCCAUCCCCACCGCCCGCCCCCCCUCCAUCCCCCCCUCCCCCUCCGCCGCCGCCUCCGCCGGCGACGCCGCCCUCACCCCCACCGACUGCGUCCACGGUGCCGACUCCGCCCAAGCCCGAGCCUCCGCCGCUCGUGA
Molecule: messenger RNA, 1029 nt
Organism: Besnoitia besnoiti
Lineage: Eukaryota; Apicomplexa; Conoidasida; Eucoccidiorida; Sarcocystidae
Exons: 3
Coding region: 1-1029 (342 amino acids)
Source: RefSeq, a predicted model, not a curated record